AUGUUCUCCGUAAAGGCGAAAGUAACGUUUAAAAUAACAUUGACAUCCGAUCCGAAAUUGCCUUAUAAAGUAUUAAACGUACCUGAAAAUACUCCAUUUACUGCAGUAUUGAAAUUUGCAGCGGAAGAAUUUAAAGUUCCACCAGCAACUUCGGCUAUAAUCACAGAUGAUGGUAUUGGGAUUAAUCCUCAACAAACUGCAGGAAACGUUUUUCUUAAACAUGGAUCAGAAUUGAGGUUAAUACCCAGAGAUAGAGUAGGAAAUAAUAAAUUAAUUAAAAGCUGA
Messenger RNA from Pediculus humanus corporis (human body louse), 285 nucleotides. Its product is annotated as ubiquitin-fold modifier 1 precursor, putative. Gene Ontology annotation, biological process: protein K69-linked ufmylation. The record is from RefSeq and is a predicted model, not a curated record. Lineage: Eukaryota; Metazoa; Arthropoda; Insecta; Psocodea; Pediculidae. The transcript is spliced from 3 exons. Gene Ontology annotation, cellular component: cytoplasm; nucleus. The coding region runs from base 1 to 285 and encodes 94 amino acids.